AUGGCGGCGCGUUUCGUCUGCCAGAUCAUUGGGUACCAGGCCGUGACCGUGUCCCGGCGCCGCGGCCGGCUCGUGUCGUUUUGGGAGGAGCCGCAGUUUGCGGCGAUGCGGCAAAACUACUCGCGCUACCUGAUCGAGUUUCUCGGCAUGGUCAACCGCUGCAUCCGGGGCAGUGGGAGCGGCGGCGGCACAUCGCGCGCAUUUCACUACCUCUGGAACUUGCUCUCGUUUGACCUCACGCUCAACGAGUCGCUGUGGCAGGCCCACGUCAAGGGCGCCCUCGCUUAUGCGCAGCUCGUGGGUGGCCCUAGAGCGGCCCUGAGCCUGCCUGGGCCGACAAUCUUCUUUAGACAAUUGGUUCUCCAAGCGAUUGUGAGCAAUGCCACCAGCCCCACGACGCAUCAAAUCACCGGUCAUCUCGGCUACACCGACGACGACAUCAGGACUAUACUCGCUGACGAGGACAGUACGCGGCCCUUUCCAGUAGAGUUGGUCGUGGUUUUGAGACACAUUACGCAAGUCCGAGUCCACGCUGCAUCUCGGACAAGAAGGAAUUCGGAAUUGCGGCAACGCAUGCAGCAUCUGUUUCAACAGAUCAACGCUUUUGACCCGCAUGCGUGGGCCGACGAGCUCGAGUUUUACCGCGGAGCCGUCACGCCCGCCAUCGGCCGGCUCUUCCAGCUCGCGACCCGUCUCUACGGCCUCCUCUCGCUGCCCGCGUCCAUAGCCGCUCCACAGCCAUCCCUGCUCGCGGUCACCAGCCCUGACAUUGCCAGUCUGCGCGUCUCGCAGCGCACCGAGCUGCUGGCUUGUCUCCGCGACACCUGGCCGGCCUUGCCAGAUACGACCAACAUGUCGUGGCCGCUGCUAGUAGCGGGCGUGGCCGCGGCGGACGGCCCGGCAGAGGACAGGGAAUUUGUGGCGCGCUGUCUGGACAGGACGUGGCGGAACCCGCUGGGCGAUGUCGCGCCGUUGCUGGUGUUGGAGAAGCUGCGGGCGUUUUGGAAGUCGGGUAAACGCGGCUGGGAGGAUUGCUUCGACGAGCCUACCCCAAGGUGA
Beauveria bassiana ARSEF 2860 is the source of this 1059-nucleotide messenger RNA. Its product is annotated as C6 zinc finger domain-containing protein. Lineage: Eukaryota; Fungi; Ascomycota; Sordariomycetes; Hypocreales; Cordycipitaceae. The record is from RefSeq and is a predicted model, not a curated record. The transcript is spliced from 2 exons. Bases 1 to 1059 code for a protein of 352 amino acids.